UUUAUAAGCCCCUUAUUACCAAACUAAAAAUAAUAUUCAUACCGAAAUUACAUCGUUCAUAAUUUGAAAUUAUACAAGUGCAAUGUGGAUACAAUAAAUACGCAAUUCGCUUUUCACCAACUUUACAUAUGGUUUCCCCUUUAUUAGAAUGCGCAUACCGUGGACAAAUUGGUUCUGCCGUCGGUACCAGCAGACAGGUCGGUCUAUACUUUAUUAUCUUCAUGACACAACAAAGGCGGCAAUAUAUGAAUUGAACAUAUAUUUAAAUGAAAAGGAAAGAUAUGAUCGUGAAUUUGACUAACUUCAAAAAUAUGCCUUUUCUGAAUUGUUUUCUUGACAAGUCCAAACAAGGAAAAAUAUAUAGAUAUUUUAAUGUAAUUCUCGAAAUAAAUACUCCCUAAAGAUUUUACGUAACAGAAAACAGAAGCAUUUCUACAACUGUCAUUAACCAUUGAAGAUUAAUCAAAGCAUUCAACGAUUAGUCGGGCAACUUUAAAAAAGAAAAUCGAGAUGUCCCGUAUGAAAAGUAUCUUCACAUUUUCUCAUUUGCUGUAUGAUCUUUUUGUCUUUUCUAUGAGGAUUACUUUCGCCAUGACUGUAGCUGCUUUUAAAAUGAUUGUACCCUCUCGAUCAAAGAAUUUACUAGGCGAAACGGUGUUGAUAACCGGUGCUGGUCAUGGAAUUGGCCGCGAAUUGGCUAUACAAUUAGCUUCUUUGGGUUGCAUAAUCGUUUGUUGGGAUGUAGAUACCGAAGCAAAUCGGUCGACGAUGAGUCUGGUAUCAAAAAAUGGUGGAGAAGCUUACGGUUUCGUAGUCGAUGUAUCGAAAAGAUUAGAAGUCCGAGAGGCAGCGAGAUUAAUGAGAAAAGUUGGCGUGCCAGAAGUGUCUAUCCUGAUUAAUAACGCCGCUGUAUUAUAUCAUUGCCCUUUUUUGAAUCAAGACACGGAUAUCAUAGAAAAGACGUUCAACGUUAAUGUUUUAUCAAACUUUUGGACGAUAGAAACUUUUUUACCCACCAUGAUGCAAAAUGGAAAAGGACAUGUAGUUUGCGUGUGUAGCAUGUGUGGUAUAUAUGGUGUGUCCCAAAAAGUAGCGUACUGUUCUUCCAAAUUUGCUGUAAGAGGUUUGAUGGAGGCUCUUUACGAGGAGCUGCGAUUAGACAGCAAGUAUACUAACAUACGAUUUACAACCAUUUAUCCAUUUUACGUGGAUACUGGGCUAGCCAGAGAUCCAAAAUAUAGGUUUCCUUAUAUAUUUGGUGUAGUAUCACCCGGAUAUGCAGCGGGAGAAAUAAUCAAAGCAGUUAGAAGAAAUUAUACCGAAUACUCUAUUCCUAGAUGUCUUCUUACCCUAAAUUCCAUUAACAGAUUGGUUCCUGAAAGUGCGAUGAGGUUGGUCCUUGAUUUCUUGGCGAAUGUGGAUCGUAAAUGCAGAGAAAAACUUGCAGUCCGUGAAACUGUCGCUUCGUAAAAUAUAGUAAUAUUCAUACAUAUAUAAAUUUAUGUUUGUAGAAUGCGUCACAAGAUAAUGUCACGUAACGUGUAAUUAAAAAUUUACAUUGUAUUAUAUUCAAAUUCGAUAAAACAACUUUUUGUUAGCAAGUAUGUCAUUAGGUAUCUUACAGAAUAAUUACAAUAAAUAUUUAAAUUUUGUUUGUCUCAUAGUAAA
This is a messenger RNA of Bombus pascuorum, 1668 nucleotides long. It is a transcript of the gene firl, whose product is annotated as estradiol 17-beta-dehydrogenase 11-like. Gene Ontology annotation, cellular component: lipid droplet. Bases 511 to 1470 code for a protein of 319 amino acids. Lineage: Eukaryota; Metazoa; Arthropoda; Insecta; Hymenoptera; Apidae. The transcript is spliced from 7 exons. Gene Ontology annotation, molecular function: oxidoreductase activity, acting on the CH-OH group of donors, NAD or NADP as acceptor. The record is from RefSeq and is a predicted model, not a curated record.